GUGACUUGUCUUGAAUAUUUUGAGGGGCCAUGGAGGACCGGAUUCUACCCGGCAAUUGUGAAAAUAUUUACUCGUUUUUAUGCUCCUUUUUAUGGCACUGUUAAUAUUCUACUUCGUCAGAUUUUUAGCGCCAUGUCCGAUGUGUCACCCUUCGGUGAGCGAGUCGAAUUGAGGCGCCGACAAGGGUCAUUUUCGGUCAGGAAAAACAGUUGGAAAGAUUUGCAGGUCGCCGUGAAACAAACUAAAUCUUUGCAACAAAGUCUCGUAAAUCGAGUACCGCAUUCAUUCACAUUUUGCGACAACAAGUUAUAUUUUCUUGCCGUUCCGUUUGGAAGCCGCGAGAACACAAUCCACUAUGUCGAUCUGCCUGGACAACACAGUUCGCCCAAUGGCGAGAAAGAAAACGAUUUUUCUCCUCUUCCGUGGAAACCUCUGCUUGACUCGUUUAAGAUCAGUCGUUCCUUUUCGGGAUAUUCAAGGGAAGAACAGUUACUGCGGGAGAGGAAACGCCUUGGAGCAUUUGGAAUCACCGCUUACGAUUUCGAUGAGACAUGUAGAAGGUUCAUGUUUUCUGCGUCAAGUAGUUUGUAUACGUGCACAGAUUGGCGAGUUGACGAAGAGGAUGAAAACAGGCAACCAAUAAUUCCCGAGGAGUUGCAUUCCCAGACCUCAGAGACAAAGAUGGAUGCAAAAUUAUGCCCUUGUGAUCCUAACCUGGUAGCUUUUAUUCACCGUAAUGACGUUUGGGUCAAUAAUAUUGUCACAGAGGAAGAAAGGAGAUUGACGUACACAAAUCAAGGUUCACCAAGUCCAAUGGAGGAGCCAAUAUCAGCUGGUGUGGCAUCAUUUAUAGUCCAAGAAGAAUUUGAUAGAUAUACUGGCUACUGGUGGCAACCAAAAUUUAGCACUGAUGAAAACCUUACAAGAACCUACAGAAUUUUAUUUGAAGAGGUGGAUGAGAGCUCUGUGGAAAUUCUUCACAUUGUAUCUGGUCCAGACAGUAUGGUACAAAAUAGUCACGUAGAUAGUUACAGAUAUCCUAAAGCAGGUUCUGCUAAUGCUAAAUCCAAACUUAAAAUUGUCCAGUUCAGUAUAGAUACAAGUGGCAAGAUAUGUGAUCAUGUGAUUGAGUAUCAGAUGAGAGUUCCACUUUCAGAAGCAUUUCCUUUUAUGGAAUACCUUGUUAGGUGUGGUUGGUUGCCAGAUGGUGAAAGUGUGUAUGCAGAAAUACUUGAUAGAAGUCAGCAGCACCUAGCUUUGGUUCAAAUUCCUGUGGCAUUCUUUGUUCCGGUAAACCAUCCAGCAAAUCAAUUGUUGACAAUAACAGAAGGCAGUCCUAUGGUUGAAGUGCUAGCAGAGGAAUCAAAUGAUAUAUGGAUUAAUGUUGCUGAUCUCACUCACUUUUUGCGUAUGAAUGAUUCAAGAUUGCAGUUCAUCUGGUCCAGUGAAAUAUCAGGGUUCCGUCAUCUCUAUUUAGCAACUGCCAACAGUAAUCACACACUUACGCGUGCAAGGGCUGGUAGCUUUAUUUCAGAGUGUUGUAUCCAUUAUCCUCUUGUGACCCAGCGACAAUUAACAGAUGGAGACUGGGAAGUUGAUGGUAAAGAGAUCUGGGUGGAUGAAAAUCGCAAACUCAUUUUCUUUUUGGGUACCAAAGACACACCCCUGGAACAGCAUCUAUAUGUAGUUUCCUACAAGGAGUCUAUCUUCAUGGAACCACAGCGCCUAACACAAAAGGGGUUUUCCCAUGCUGUCUCUCUAAAUGAGAGUUUUACCAAAUUUGUCACAGUUUAUUCUUCUAUACAACAACCACAAGCUGUUAUGGUUUAUCAAAUGCAUCAUGAUGAAGUAGAGAUGAACAGUGUCCCUCUCAUCACAGUUGAACCACUUGCAGAAUUGCUAAGGGCAAAUGUUAUCCCCGAUUACCAGCCACCAGAACUUUUCUCUUAUGAAAGCAAGCAUGGACAUCAAGUGUAUGGGAUGAUGUUCAAACCUCCCUUAAUCCAACCUGGAGUCAAAUAUCCAACUGUCCUUUAUUUGUAUGGAGGACCUCAUGUUCAGCUAGUGACCAAUGCUCACAAAGGUUACCGCUUUCUCCGACUGCACACCAUAGCUAAACUGGGCUAUGUUGUGGUAGUGAUGGACUGCCGAGGUUCUGCACAUAGAGGUCUUCAGUUUGAAGGACACAUCAAGAGUCGCCUGGGUCAAGUAGAGAUUGAAGAUCAGGUUGAAGGAUUAGAAUAUGUUGCUAAAGCAACUGAAAUUGUUGACUUGUCCAGAAUAGCCAUUCAUGGCUGGUCCUAUGGUAUGGCAAGUCAUAUUUUAAUCAACAGAGAGAACAGACUGCUUCUUGUUCAUGGCUUAAUUGAUGAGAAUGUUCACUUUUACCAUUCAAGCCUACUCAUAACUGAACUGAUAAGAGCCUGUAAGCCAUAUCAGCUUCUGAUCUAUCCAAAUGAGAGGCAUGGCAUUCGUCAGUCAGUUUCAUCAGAACAUUAUGAGACCAUGCUGCUCUCCUUUUUACAGAAAAAUCUGUAGACAGUGGGUUGUGUAUUUACUCUGACCUACUCUUGAGCUGAGUGCUGGUCAUUUGUCAGCCUAGGAAUAUCAAAGAAAAAAAGAAAAAAAAAAGACCAAAAGAAACAAGGAAAAUAAAAAAAAAAAUGACCAGGCUUCUGUUG
Molecule: messenger RNA, 2681 nt
Organism: Stylophora pistillata
Lineage: Eukaryota; Metazoa; Cnidaria; Anthozoa; Scleractinia; Pocilloporidae
Product: dipeptidyl peptidase 9
Biological process (GO): proteolysis
Molecular function (GO): dipeptidyl-peptidase activity; serine-type peptidase activity
Source: RefSeq, a predicted model, not a curated record